Molecule: messenger RNA, 1204 nt
Organism: Rosa rugosa (rugosa rose)
Lineage: Eukaryota; Viridiplantae; Streptophyta; Magnoliopsida; Rosales; Rosaceae
Exons: 8
Coding region: 103-1065 (320 amino acids)
Biological process (GO): protein phosphorylation
Cellular component (GO): cytosol
Molecular function (GO): ATP binding; eukaryotic translation initiation factor 2alpha kinase activity
Source: RefSeq, a predicted model, not a curated record
ACUCAAUCGCUCCCUCCCUCCUCUCUCUCUCUCUCUCUCUCUCUCUCUGGUUUGAAUUAGGUUUUCUUCAGGAGCUCAGUGGAAGAAUCGGAGCAAGCCACAAUGGAAGUCGCGAAUCCUAUUCAAAUUCCACAUGUGCCGCCGGGAAUUAUAUGUCCUGACACUGGAGUCACUAUCCAGACCUACCAGGUGUCUAAUGUUGAUAAGAGAACCUACUCCAAGUUUCGCUCUGAGUAUGAUGUGGCAGCAGAAGAGUGUAUUGGGGCUGGCGCAUUCGGCGUUGUCGUUCGAUGCAAGAACCUGAUAGACAACCAAACUUAUGCCAUAAAGAAAAUAUCAAUUGGUAACAGGGGCAAUACUGAUGAAUAUGGCAACUAUAGAGACCUAUUAAGGGAGUCUAUCAUUUUAGCCACAUUUGAUCAUCCUGCUGUUGUUCGGUAUCACUCGACCUGGAUGGAGUGCACUUUUGUUGGCACUACUGGAGGUGAACCUGAUAUUGUGAAAACCAAUCCAUGUCUUUACAUACAACAGCAACUAUGUGAGAGCACGUUGGAGCAAAAGAUGAGGAGUGCCGAACUUUCAAAGGAAGAAUGUGCAGAUAUUUUCUCACAGGUGGCACACGGCCUAGCACACAUCCACAGUCACAACAUAAUGCAUGGUGAUCUUGGCAGAGGAAAUAUAUUCUUGUGCAAGAACCAAGUAAAGAUUGCAGACUUUGGACUUUCCCGGAUCAUAGGUGAAGGUGAUGAUGUAAUUCAUUUAGGAAAUCCCCCACCUCAAUACGCCCCACCUGAUAAAUGUGUCAAUGCAACUGCGGACGUGUACAGUCUGGGGAUUCUGCUGGUGCAGAUGCUUCUCAACAUCAGAACAGAUUCAGAAGCAUUAACGGUGUUUCGUGACCUGAAAAAAGAAGAACCAGUGUUUCCUGCCUCCUGGCCUAACGGCGUGCUGAAGACUUGGGUGACGAACAUGCUAAAAAGAAAUCCAUCAGACAGACCUUCAUCAGCAGAUAUCGUGGAGAAUCUAGACAAGAUAGGUGAUGCUAUUCGGGAGUUUGUUUUUUAAAGCAACAGCAGGUAUUGGGCAUCUGAGACAUUCUAGGAGAUAUUUUUCAAUGCUAAGAACAGAUCAUUUCAGCUAUAAUAACUGUAAAUCUCAAUUUCAUUCCUAUAACGCAACUAAUCGGCUUUGUAUGGUAUGCCGU